Molecule: messenger RNA, 1329 nt
Organism: Trichoderma atroviride IMI 206040
Lineage: Eukaryota; Fungi; Ascomycota; Sordariomycetes; Hypocreales; Hypocreaceae
Source: RefSeq, a predicted model, not a curated record
GUGUUUUUCAAUGUUAUUGGCAUACGCGAAGUAGCCUCCUCAGAUACCAAGUUUUUUUUUUCCUUUUUUUCUUUUAGACAAAGUCUGUCUUAUUUGCACACGAUUGCGAAAAUAUGGGAAGAGAGACGGGACAUAGAUAUACUAGAGCGUGUCCUGAGAGAGAGUGAGAAAAGAAAGAGAGACCGGUAUUGACGGAUUAUAUAUAUAAAGAGGUGAUCCAGGAGAAGGAUGUUAAUAAGUAUAACGUUAGAAAGGAAAUACAUACACGGAAAUUUCCAUCAAGCUACAUUGUCCACUCUUGCAGGUUUUUUCUUCUGUUAUUUGAUCAUCUGAGAUGCCUAUGGAAUAGACUUUUUGGUAAGCGACAGCUGUGUUUCUCGAUGAUAUUGAACUACUUUAUACAUACGCGUAAGAUUGCGGCGUACUGCCAUAAAUAACCGUAAAUAGUCGAGAGGCCCAAUCUCUCUUCUUUGUACUAAGAAGAGUAGGUGCUUCUCAAUUUGUUUGCCUGAAAAACUGUGUUUGGACUAAAUCAGAUAUAAGGAUUAAAAGAAAAAAGAAUCUUAUUCGUUCGUACGUGUCUAAUAUGUUAUGGAUUGCGAGCUGUGCGUUGUAUAAGUGAAUUUUAUUCACGCUAUAUUUAUUUGCGUAAAGCCUGCGUAUAUUUGAUGUAUAAUACGUACCUUGUAUUCAGCAAUCUGCGGUCAAUUCUCUUAUUGGUUCUUCGGUCUUAUGUUAAUCCCCAAAGGCCCCUUGAAUACAACUAUAAGAGUUGGGCUGUAAGAAUCAGGCUGUGACAAUAGCCCGAAUCCUCUUCCCCGCGUACUGUUCGCCUUAGGUCUUCACUGCUAAGAAAUCCCAUUUGCUAACAUAUAAAGUGAGCCACGAUUAUUGAAGGCGCCCGGAUUGUGUUCGUGGCCCUUAUGUACAAUGGAUCCUGAAGCUAUUAAACGAGCCGAGAAAAACGAAGAUGAGUCCCGGGAUGGCAGAGGCAAUUCUCCUGAUUUUGCAAUAUUUUCAUCCAAUGAAGACUCAUACAAGCAUUUCGCCUGUCCAUUUUGUCAGAGGGACCAACAAAAUGCAAGUUUUGAGCGAGGCGGAUGGGAAACAUGUGCACAUAACUCAUGGAAGGAGUACCACAGAGAUAGGUUAGUGCAUACCUUCUGCAAGAAGCAAAGCCGAGAAAGUGACAUUGAUGAUCUGUUUUCUUUCUUAGAGAACACGUAUAUCGCAAGCACACACUUCCAAUGAAUCAUUGCGACAGAUGCUUCGAAGAUCUCAAAGAUGCUCAAUCUUUGCUGCAGCAUCGUAGCCAAUUACAAUGCGAAC